Siniperca chuatsi (mandarin fish) is the source of this 5492-nucleotide messenger RNA. Its product is annotated as NACHT, LRR and PYD domains-containing protein 3-like. The transcript is spliced from 13 exons. Bases 622 to 3909 code for a protein of 1095 amino acids. The record is from RefSeq and is a predicted model, not a curated record. Gene Ontology annotation, molecular function: protein binding. NCBI's taxonomy places the organism in Eukaryota, Metazoa, Chordata, Actinopteri, Centrarchiformes, Sinipercidae.
CUUUGUAACGCUGGUUAUAAGUGCUAUACAAAUCAACUUAAUUAUUAUUGUAAAUGUAAUUAUAGUCAGAUCUCUGCCCUAAUGAUGGGGCAGUAAUAUUAUAAGCCUAUCAAUAAUUUUUUUUGCCUUCACAGUCUGAUUUUUUUGCAGCUGUCCUUCCUGCAUCAUUUGUUGUUGAAAGUGUGAAACCACGCCCACACGAAAGCGAAAGCGUUCAAGUUGUUUACAACGAAACUCAACUGUCGUCUGCGUCUGUCUGCUCGCGAUAAGCUGGAUCCGACGAUGGCAGGUUAUUGUAUUCCGGGAACUGGCCCAGCUGGUUUGAAACCUAAACAACAGGAAAAUAGUGUGUUUUUUCUCUGCAGAGUACUUGCCUGCAAAUAGAAGCGCUAUCUGACAGCAUCAUUGAGACUUACUGAAGGCCUGAAGAUGAGUGAGUGUGGAUCUGAGAGAGACUCGACGUCUUCGUCAGUCGGUUUUAUGUCUGAGAAGAGUAACCGCUCCAGAGAAUAUCCUCCAGCCUUUAGCAUUGAGACCAAACUUGCACAAACAGGAGAUUCGAGGAGGUAGCUAACCAUCCAACCAACUAACCGUCCUUGCAGAUUCACUAAUGUCAAGAAGAUGAGUGAAUAUCAGGGGGGAUCAGCGUCCUCAAGAGUCAGUUUUACGUCUGCGAAGAGUAACCGCUCCAGAGAAUAUCCUCCAGCCUUCAGCUUUGGACCCAAACCUUCACAAACAAGUGACGAGACUACAUCAAGCAUUCAGCAGAACCAGGACACCCUGAUGGUGUUUGAAUCUAAAGCUAUGGCUUUUGUAAAGCAAGCUCUGAGAACCCAUCAGAAGGUCCUUUCUGCAAAACACAAAGGAUUGUUUGAGGAAGACGAGCAGGAGGACGUUAUUGAUGGUCAGCCGGUUGAGUUUGAUGAUGAAACAAGUGAAGCAGCCCUGAAGAUUGCCCUCCAUAUCUUGAGGACCAUGAAUGAGGAUGAACAUGCUCACAUACUUGAGCAAAGUCAUUAUGGAGAACUUGUCAUGUACCAAAAGAAACUAAAAUCUUCCAUGAAGAGGAAAAAUAAGAACUUAUUUGAAGAGAUAACUACACAGCAGUGGCCUGUGCCUCUUAAAAAGAUUUAUACCAAGCUCUAUCUGAUAGUGGGGGGCAGUGGAGAGGUCAACAAUGAACAUGAAGUAAGACAAAUUGAGACAGCAUUCAACAAACGGGAGUCUAGGGAAACUCUGAUCAAGUGUGAGGACAUCUUCAAGCCCUUACCCAACCAACAAGGCAAACCAAUCAGAACGGUGCUCACCAAGGGGAUAGCAGGCAUCGGCAAAACUGUGUUGGCACAGAAGUUCAUGCUGGACUGGUCAGAGGAAAAGGCCAAUCAAGAUAUCCAGCUCCUGUUUUCACUUCCUUUUAGGGAGCUGAAUUUGCUUAAAAAUAAAAAAAGAAAUUUGAUGGAGCUCCUGUAUGACUUCUCUCCAGGCCUGAAAGAAUCUGGAAUCAAAGACCUGAAGAUGUGCAAAGUUCUGUUUAUACUGGAUGGUCUUGAUGAGUGCAGACUCCCUCUGGAUUUUAAGGGAAAUGAGAACUGUUAUGAUCCUACACAGUCAGCCUCAGUGGAUGUGCUGCUGACAAACCUCAUUGUAGGUAAACUGCUACCAAAAGCUAAUCUGUGGAUAACUACCCGACCUGCUGCAGCCAGCUGCAUCCCUCAACAGUAUGUUGACCGCAUGACUGAGAUACGAGGCUUCAACAACCUACAGAAGGAGCAGUACUUCCACAAGAAGAUUGAUGAUGAAAACUUAGCCCGAAGAGUAAUCGCAAACAUAAAGUCAACAAGAAGUCUCUACAUCAUGUGCCAUGUGCCGGUGUUUUGCUGGAUUUCCUCUAUUGUCCUGGGAAAAAUGUGUGCCAAAGCAGGAGGAGGAAAAAUGCCAAGGACUUUGACUCAGAUGUACAUCCACUUCCUGGCACAUCAGACCGCGCAGAUGCAUGACAAGUACUGCGAAGAACAACAACUGGACUACUGGGGGAAUAACGUGAUGAUGUCACUUGGAAAGUUGGCCUUCCAGCAGCUGGAGAAAGGCAACCUGAUCUUCUACGAGGACGAUCUUAGAGACUGUGGUAUAGAUGUCAAAGAAGCGUCUGUCUACUCAGGAGUUUGCACUCAAGUCUUUAGGGAAGAGUCCUGGAUGCAGCAUAAAGUCUUCUGCUUUGUGCACCUGUCUGUCCAAGAGUUUCUCGCAGCUUUGUACGUCCAUGUGUUGUACAAGGUCAGUGGUCUAAACCUGUUGAUCAAAGAACCUGAACAGAUGGCCCAAACCAAGCCUGUAUCCGAAUUGCACAAAGCUGCAGUUGACAGAGCCUUACAAAGUGACAACGGCCACCUGGAUCUCUUCCUGCGUUUCCUCCUUGGACUCUCUCUGGAGUCCAGUCGGGGUCUGCUCAGAGGCCUGAAGAUUCAGGUAGAAACCUGCGACUCCCAAAGUCACGAGGAAACCAUCAAGUACAUCAAGGAGAAAAUAAAUCAGAUUCUUCAUCCAGAGAAGUAUGUCAAUCUCUUCCACUGUCUGAAUGAGUUAAACGACCACUCUCUGGUGGAGGAGAUCCAGAGCCACUUGGACUCUGACCGAGACUUGGUGAUGGACGAGUGCUCUGCAGCUCAGUGGGCAGCUCUGGUCUUUGUGUUGCUGACCUCACCGGAGAAGCCAGAGGAGAUCCACCUCAAGAAAUACUCCAGAAGAGAAGACGGCCUUCUCAAGCUCUUACCAGCCAUCAAAGCAUCCAGAUCAGCAAUGUUAAAUGAUUGUAAUCUCACUGCAGACUGCUGUCAGGAGCUGUCCUCCACUCUCAGCUCAAGCUCUAAUGCGAUUAAUCAUUUAAACUUAAGUGACAACAGCUUACAAGACUCAGGAAUCGAGCUUCUCUGCACUGGACUCCAUGCCCAACACUGCAGACUGAAGACACUCCGGCUGAACCGAUGCAGUCUCACCCAGCGAUGCUGUGAAAAGCUGGCUUCAGUCCUGUGCUGUCCCUCAUUACAUCUUCGAGAGCUGGACCUGAGUGAUAACGACAUUGAAGACUCAGGAGUGCAGCUGCUCUCCACCGGACUGGGAAAUGUGUGCUGUAAACUGGAGACCCUCAGGUUGUCGUUCUGCAACAUCACAGAGAAAGGUUGUGGUUUCUUGGCCUCAGCAGUGAAGUCCAACCCAUCCCACCUGAGCGAGCUGGACCUGAGUUACAAUCACCUAGGAAAGUCGGGGGUGAAGCUCAUCUCUAAAGCUCUGGAGGAAGGACGAUGUGAAUUAACUAAACUCAGAGUUGACCACAAUGCAGAACACUGGUUUAAACCAGGACUGAGACAAUAUGCAUGUGCGCUUACAAUGGAUCCUAACACUGCUCAUAAACUCCUCGUCCUCUCUGACGACCAACAAAUGGUUAGCCAGGUCAGAGAAAAGCAGCCAUAUCCUGAUCACCCUGACAGGUUUGACUACUGGGCCCAAGUCCUGUCCCAGCAGGGCCUGAUGAGCCGCUGUUACUGGGAGGUGGAGUGGGAAGGAAAAUGGGCCGGGAUCGGAGUGACCUACAAGGGCAUCGGUCGCAAGGGGCCUGACAAUGACUGUGUGAUGGGAUACAAUGGAAUAUCUUGGAGUCUGCAUUGUUCUGUUAAAGGCUACCGCGCUUAUCAUAACUUCGAGAGCAUCGUCCUUCGUGUCCCGUUAGGUGGUUCUCGUGGACUGGCUGUCUAUCUGGACUGGGAGGCUGGCAUCCUGUCCUUCUACAGAGUUUCUCCUAGAAGGUCGCUGACACACCUGCACACCUUCUCCACCAAAUUCACUGAGCCUCUCUACCCAGUUUUCAGGGUGUGGGGUAAGGGCUCAUCAGUGAGGCUGUGUCAGGUGAAAUAAUUUGCCAAAGAAAAGACUGAUUAAGGGAUGCACGCAAUUACUCAAUGAUUGAUUAGUCUUCACUUUGAUUGUUUACUUUGAUCAAUGUUAAUGUGAAUGAACUAGGUGUGGUGUUGUCUCACUUAACAAUAUUAAUAUUACAUAAAAUAUUUUGCAUUCAUAUUUAACUAUAUUAAACUGCUUUAAAUUUAGAGGAAACAGCUCAAAACUAUUUGAUAUAAAGACAAUUUAAACCAAUAACCAAUCAUACAUACAAUACUAUACAGUCCAAAAAGACAAAGUGGAAAGUUGAGAAAUAAGAACUAGAAACGUUUAGAAUAAGUUGCUAUGGCUUUAAAGGUGGUUGCUAGGUUUUUUGUUUCUAAGUUGUUCAAAGUAAUUGCUAAGCUAGCUGGUUGCUAAGUUUUUGCUGAGGUGUUACUGAGGGGGAAACAUGGCUAGGGCAUUGCUAUGGUGUUCAGGGUGGUUGCUAGUUGAAGUGUUUGCUGUGGAUUUCCAGGCAGCUGCUAGUGGCUGCUAUGGAGAAUCUGGGUGUUUGCUAAGUGUACGUGAGUGAGAACUGCAUGGUUGCCAGGGUGUAGUAUGUCAUUGUAACAGUCAAACUGGGAGUACUUGUACUACUAUGGGUGGUAGUAUUUGUGCUAUAGGUGCUAUGAGUGCUUGUUCCAGCAGUAGCAUUGAUAGCACUGGGUCUGUAGGCGAUUGUCAAAGGCAUCAUUAAUGUUAUCAGUAACAUGUGUGUUGUGAGAGAAAUCCACAGUUUGGUCCAAAACAGCAGCAGGUAUUGCUGUAAUUUCACAAUGUCUUUUCAUCCAAAUUUAACAGCCAUCUAAAAAAAUAUGAGCUCAUAUUUGAGUAGAUAUUUUGUUUAUUUUUGUGUUUUCAAUGUGGGUAGAAAUAGGGGUGAAGACCCAUUCUGGAAGUCUGGAUUCAAAAUAAGUAGUUAUGUUAGUUGUUAUUUUUUGUAUCAUGCACAUACAAGUGCCCACCCCACAUGGACUCAUAAGACACAAAAAAAUACAGUUGCAGACAAGAGUAACCUGUUACAUAUUUUAUAUUGCAAACAAAAAAUUAAGCUUUACCUCUUGUCAUUGUAUUUAUGCACAGUGGACUUUACCUUAACCUUUACCUAUUUGUUGAUAAUUCUUUCAUCUAAAUCAAUAUUUAUUGAUUAAGAAAAUGUAUGCAAUAUGUACGUUCCUAUUUCAGCACGUAGACAUUAUACUGCAACUUGCUUGAAACCUUAAUUCUGAUAGGGUUGCGUAUAGCAUCUAAACUAUACACUAUAUGAUAAUCUUUUUGUUUCGUAGCAACAGUUGUCAACAACCAGUAAAGCUAAAUGUCAUCAGAAUUAAUACAUUUUUAUCAAUUCUUAUUCUUACUUUAUUGCUACUUUUGAAUAUUCAUGCAGUGUUUCUAUUAUUAUAAUAUAACAGAUCUGCAAACAACCUCAGCUUGUCCAUAUCUACCUUUAGUGCUGUAAUCCUUAGGUCAUUCUUUUGUAUUCUAGAUAUCUAUUUUUCAUCAAUCAUAUACUUUGUUUUAUAAGAUUCUUUUAUUAAUUAAACACAAUUGACAGAGAA